CAGUUAAAAAAAAUAUAUAUAUAUAAAUUUCCAAAUCUAAAAUAUAUUAAUAACAUAACAUGAAGAGUUUCGUAAUUUGUUUACUUUUAAGCAUUUGUGUAAUUUGUGUUUAUGGUUCUAUAGUAAAAAAUAAUUUUACACAAAGUUCUACAGACUUUGAGAGCAGUAGUGUUCAAGAGGUAGAAAGUCGACGACGUAAAACAGGAUACUAUUUCAUACAUCCCUAUCACGGCUGGCAUGCUUUGUCUUGGAUUUAUUGGAUAAAAGUCAAGCUAAUUGUUGUGGCAUUCUUUGUGGGUACCGCUUUUAUAUGGGCUAUACAAUAUUUGGGUAAAUAUUAUCGAGAUUGUCCGAGUGGAGGUCACAUACAUUAUGGACAUUACAGAUCCUUGGAAAAUGAUGAUCCUGCCAUACUUAAGUUUUUACAAAAUCUUAACUAAUACCUAGGGGUCUUAUUAAUGAACUUUUAUCAAAGGUUUAUUAAUCAAAUUUUCAUAUAAAAUUUGUUCCAUUAAUAAAAGUUUAUGAAUAAGGCAAUAGGUAUUAUAAUCCUUAAAAAAUGAAGUUGAAUACUGUGUAUUUUUUAUUAAAUUAAACAUACAUAAAGUAUGCUUAAAUAUUUUACUAUUUAUUUAUUUAUUUUAAAUUAAUUUUUAAUUUUCUAUAUAUUGUUAAAAAAAAUACCCACAAGACAGAAAUGUUUUUUAUUGAAUAAAGUUAAAAAAAGAAAUUCUUAAAAAACAAUUAUUUACUCUUCUUUUUAAAUCUCUCGAAUAUCAAGAGAUUUUAAGUUAAAUUUAGAUUUUUUUAGUCUUCUUCUUUUUGAUGUUAUUAAUUUGCUCGGCCAUUUGUUCGAUUUCUUUUUGAUUGAUCGGUUCUACUUUACGGACAUUGUUUUUAGCUUGAUUUUUCUGUUUUUGUGCGAAAUCAUCGGCAAUUGCACUGAUUUUCGACCAAACAAAAUCUAGAAAACCCACAGCUA
Molecule: messenger RNA, 982 nt
Organism: Lucilia cuprina (Australian sheep blowfly)
Lineage: Eukaryota; Metazoa; Arthropoda; Insecta; Diptera; Calliphoridae
Exons: 3
Coding region: 60-440 (126 amino acids)
Source: RefSeq, a predicted model, not a curated record